AUGGCGCCCUACAAUGUCUUUGACCUUACCACAAUUUCUCAGGCCGUCCUCCAGGCAGAGUACGCGGUUCGUGGGACGGUCCCUCUGCGUGCGAUAGAGAUAGAGGACGAGCUGAAGACCCCCGACGGAGCCAAAAAGUACCCCUUUAACCGUAUCAUCUACAGCAACAUCGGGAACCCGAUGGUUAUGGGGCUUAAGUAUUCCACAUUUCUCCGAAAUCUGCUCGCCUUGGUGACGGCCCCGCAUGUCCUCUCAAAGCCAGACACCGAAAUUUGCGCCCUGUUGAACUGCAACCAAGAGUGUGUGGAUCGCGCCAGAGCGUUCGUGAAGGAGAAUCCGUCUGGUGUUGGGGCAUACACCCACUCACAAGGGUACUUGUCUGUCCGCAAGGAGGUUGCGGCGUUUAUCCAGCAGCGGGACGGCUUCCCGUCUGAUCCCUCAAACAUUUAUCUCUCCGACGGGGCGUCUGUUAGCGUGAAGACUAUCCUGCAGCUUCUGGCUGGUCCCAACCCCGGAGAUGGUGCCUUUCUUCUUCCAAUCCCGCAGUACCCCCUGUACAGUGCCGCCAUCGCCCUUAAUAAUGCAGUCGCCGUGAAAUACUACCUCUUGGAAGACGACGGUUGGUCCAUUGAUCUCAAGAGUCUUCGAGAGGCCAUCGAGACACAUAGGAAGACGGCCAAGUCGACAAUCAGGGCACUUAUUCUGGUGAACCCUGGUAACCCUUCCGGGUCUGUUUUCUCGAGAGAGACGCUACGGGCUGCGAUCGAUAUCUGCGACGAAUAUGGGAUUUCCAUAAUGAGCGACGAGGUCUAUCAGCUCAACACCUAUGCAGAGGCGCCAGGGAAGCAGAGGCCUGUCUUCCACUCGAUGAAAAAGGUGCUCUGCGAGUGGGAAAAGGAUAAAGGAAGAAAGGGACCUGCUCUCUUCAGCUUCCAUUCGGUCUCAAAGGGACUCCUUGGUGAGUGUGGGCUUCGAGGAGGGUACCUGGAGUGCUACAAUGUUCCGAAAGAGAUCACAGCGCAAAUCUAUAAGUGCUUUAGCGUGUGUCUCUGCAGCAACACAAUAGGCCAGGUUGUUGUCUCCUAUAUGGUCAAUCCUCCAAAGAGCGACGACGAGGACAAGAAACACUUGAAGACAGUUUUCGAGUCCAUGGAGCGCAAGGCACAGAUACUCACAGAGGGUCUGAACAAGGUACCGUAUAUGACAUGCGAGGUGGUUUCCGGGGCCAUGUAUGCAUUCCCUAGACUUUACCUCCCCAAGAGGUUUGUAGAGGAGGCAGAAGCAGGGAAGAUGGCAGCGGACACUCUCUACUGUCUCAAACUCCUUGAAACGACGGGUGUGUGCGGAGUCCCUGGAAACGGGUUCCAGCAACGUGAGAACACAUUCCACAUGCGCAUCACAAUCUUGGAGGAUGAGAAGUUCUUCCACGAGUUUGUGGAGAAGAUAUCGACGUUCCAUAAAGAUCUUUGGAAGAAGUAUGGGUCAGACAGUGAACGUGCAGCCUACCGCAAAGAGAUAGAGGAGCGCUUUGCUACUAUGAGGAAGGCCUGUCAUGCGGAGUGGUAG
Messenger RNA from Giardia duodenalis, 1566 nucleotides. Its product is annotated as putative Alanine aminotransferase. Gene Ontology annotation, biological process: biosynthetic process. Gene Ontology annotation, molecular function: pyridoxal phosphate binding; L-alanine:2-oxoglutarate transaminase activity. The record is from RefSeq and is a predicted model, not a curated record. The transcript has a single exon. NCBI's taxonomy places the organism in Eukaryota, Fornicata, Diplomonadida, Hexamitidae. The coding region runs from base 1 to 1566 and encodes 521 amino acids.